CUUCUCUCCUCCCCAAUCCAAUCGACCUCAAGAUACCUCCAACACAGGAAAGCCUGUUGAGCUAGUGCCAAUCCGUGGAGGUACUUUGAGACGGAGAUGUACUCUGCCAGCAUGAUCAGCUCAGCCGCCCCCUCGCCGACCGUAGCCUACAACGACGAAACAACGAGAAUGAGGAUGGGAUACACAUAUCCCGACGAGAACAAUCAAGACCGUCGUAGCGAAGUCUGGAUCACCUUCCAUGGAACAAAAUAUAAGAGCAACACUCACGAAGUAUCGCCCAGAAGCUCCCUGCACGACGGUCCAGGAUAUGAAGAUGGCCUACUGAACGCGUCAAACUUCGCCUUCGAGACACGAAUCCCUGAACUGAGGUAUAUCAAACCGCAGAGAUGGCAGGGACAGGUGUACCCGCUGUGGAAAGCGAAGUUUGGAGCGGUCCAAUCGACUGACACCAAGGAGAUUGUCAGACGGAAGCUCAAAGAAGAGAACCAGAAGAGAAAGGCCGACCAUGAUUCUCAGAACCCCAACAAGAAGACGAAAGUAACGACCAUCGCCAACGACAUCGCAUCAGACACAGAUGAAAAGGACGACACUGUCUACAUGAAUGCAAAUGCCCUUUUCGAGCGCUUCUACGAAUUCGACAAGACGCUCUCAAAGAACGCAUACGAACGAGUUGGACUGUGCCUCCAAUACCGGGACAGUCUUACGAAACCGCCUCCAAUUGCCCUCCUUAGACAGCUGCAUGAGAAUGGGAAGGACUUCGCACGCCAUGAUCCAGCCAAGGUAUGGACCGAUCCAGCAUGGGUGAAAUUCCUCGAAACGCAUGCACCCGACUCGAUGAGCGCGAGGGAUACAUAUCUCGCUUGGCGCGCAGACAUUGACAAGUGGCGCGAGGAUCUCGCACGCAUGCUCAAGAAGUAUUCGGAGUGA
This is a messenger RNA of Cucurbitaria berberidis CBS 394.84, 927 nucleotides long. RefSeq lists its product as uncharacterized. The transcript is spliced from 2 exons. Lineage: Eukaryota; Fungi; Ascomycota; Dothideomycetes; Pleosporales; Cucurbitariaceae. The record is from RefSeq and is a predicted model, not a curated record. Bases 97 to 927 code for a protein of 276 amino acids.